Staurois parvus is the source of this 296-nucleotide messenger RNA. NCBI's taxonomy places the organism in Eukaryota, Metazoa, Chordata, Amphibia, Anura, Ranidae. The record is from the annotation of a GenBank genome assembly.
CCCCUGUCCUCUGUCUGGACAGUGCUGAUUGGCCCUGUGCUGAUCACAUGCACUCUCCCAAGUAAAAAAUAAAAAACCUCUCUAGCAAUAUACACCAAACUGAGCAUGAGCAUGUCUACGGUUCAGUCUGGGGAUAAGUGGGGUACACUGGAAGAAGAUGAGGAUCAGAGAAGUCAGGAUCAAACAACAUUUUUACACAAUGCAGAGGAUUAACCCCUUAGAUUCCUCAGUGAGUAUAACAAGCAUGCUUUACUGCAUAUACAGAUUGAUUUUACUGUUGUGGGUUUAGUACACUU